This is a messenger RNA of Lepus europaeus (European hare), 1540 nucleotides long. It is a transcript of the gene CADM3, whose product is annotated as cell adhesion molecule 3. NCBI's taxonomy places the organism in Eukaryota, Metazoa, Chordata, Mammalia, Lagomorpha, Leporidae. Gene Ontology annotation, biological process: homophilic cell-cell adhesion. The record is from RefSeq and is a predicted model, not a curated record. Gene Ontology annotation, cellular component: presynaptic membrane. The coding region runs from base 106 to 1398 and encodes 430 amino acids. The transcript has 10 exons.
GGGGCGCCCGUUUGGUCAGCGUCGUCGUCUGCCCCCUCCCCAGCCCCAGCCCCUGGGGACCCAGGCUCGCCAGCGCGCAGCCAGGGGAGCCGGCCGGGAAGCGCGAUGGGGGCCCCUUCCGCCCUGCCCCUGCUCCUGCUGUUCGCCUGCUGCUGGGCGCCCGGCGGGGCCAACCUCUCCCAGGACGGCUACUGGCAGGAGCAGGAUUUGGAGCUGGGAACUCUGGCUCCACUGGACGAGGCCAUCAGCUCCACAGUCUGGAGCAGCCCUGACAUGCUGGCCAGUCAAGACAGCCAGCCCUGGACUUCAGAUGAAACAGUGGUGGCUGGCGGCACCGUGGUGCUCAAGUGCCAAGUGAAGGACCAUGAGGACUCAUCCCUGCAGUGGUCCAACCCUGCCCAGCAGACUCUCUACUUUGGGGAGAAGAGAGCCCUUCGAGAUAAUCGGAUUCAGCUGGUGAGCUCCACGCCCCAUGAGCUCAGCAUCAGCAUCAGCAACGUGGCCCUGGCCGACGAGGGCGAGUACACCUGCUCCAUCUUCACUAUGCCUGUGCGAACCGCCAAGUCCCUCGUCACUGUGCUCGGCAUCCCACAGAAGCCCAUAAUCACUGGUUACAAGUCAUCACUACGGGAAAAGGAGACAGCCACCCUGCACUGUCAGUCUUCUGGAAGCAAACCUGCGGCCCAGCUCACCUGGAGGAAGGGUGAUCAAGAGCUUCGUGGAGAACCAACUCGAAUACAGGAAGAUCCCAAUGGGAAAACCUUCACCGUGAGCAGCUCAGUGACGUUCCAGGUUACCCGGGAGGAUGAUGGAGCAAACAUCGUGUGCUCUGUGAACCAUGAAUCUCUGAAGGGAGCUGACAGAUCCACCUCUCAACGCAUUGAAGUCUUAUACACACCGACUGUGAUGAUUAGACCAGACCCUCCACAUCCCCGUGAAGGCCAGAAACUUUUGCUACACUGUGAGGGACGUGGCAAUCCGGUCCCCCAGCAGUACCUAUGGGAGAAGGAGGGCAGUGUGCCACCCCUGAAGAUGACCCAGGAGAGCGCACUCAUCUUCCCCUUCCUCAAUAAAAGCGACAGUGGCACCUACGGCUGCACAGCCACCAGCAAUAUGGGCAGCUACAAGGCCUACUUCACUCUCAAUGUUAAUGACCCCAGCCCAGUGCCCUCAUCCUCCAGCACCUACCAUGCCAUCAUCGGAGGGAUUGUGGCAUUCAUCGUCUUCCUGCUGCUCAUCCUGCUCAUUUUCCUGGGCCACUACUUGAUCCGGCAUAAAGGAACCUACCUGACGCAUGAGGCCAAGGGCUCCGAUGACGCCCCAGACGCAGACACGGCCAUCAUCAACGCAGAAGGCGGGCAGUCAGGAGGGGAAGACAAGAAGGAGUAUUUCAUCUAGGGGCGCCUGCCCACCUCCUGCGCCCCCAGGGGCCCCAUGGGGACUGCUGGGCCGUCACCAACCUGGACUUGUACAGAGUGACCCCAGGGCCGCCCCUCCCGCUUGCUCCCCAGCCCACCCCCCCACCCCCCCUGUACAGAAU